Molecule: messenger RNA, 9405 nt
Organism: Caenorhabditis auriculariae
Lineage: Eukaryota; Metazoa; Nematoda; Chromadorea; Rhabditida; Rhabditidae
Source: the annotation of a GenBank genome assembly
AUGCUGACUGCGGUUAUUACUUCUUUUUUUUCAAUGCGUCAAUCUUGAGAAAACCUCUUUUUGCAGUCUUUCCUCUAACUUCGAAGCUCUUUAUUAUUUAUCUAUCAUAUCAGCUUCGUCCCAUUUCCGACCGUGAAUUUCUUUUUUCAUUUUGAAAAUUCAUUUUCUUCAGGGUCUUUGCCGCGUUUCCUCAUUUCUCUUUGCCGGUUUUCAACGUGCAGAACAAGGUAUUUAACUUCAUAUCAACAUUUUACGGGUUCUUAUCUCAAAUGAAAUUACGAUUGUCUUUCGAACUGCGAUGAAAAUGACAGUUCGAGAAGAAAAAAGCGCUGCAAGCCAGUGAUAAAGGACAUAAUGAAAAGAGUACGUGGCUGAAAAUGUACGAAUGGAAUGCCUCUAAAAGUUCGCCGAUAGAUAAGAAUUUCUGGUUUUUAAUAUUUUCGCAAGCUUAACACUUGAUAACUUAACUGGUCUCGAAGAUUGAAUUCUUUGUUUGAUAGGGCCGUUUUCCGAAAUUCGCUCUAAUUUUGCCAAUUUUCAAGCCUCUACAAAAUUUUGCCAAUUCCAAUUGGAAAAUUUCCAUCAUAGUUUGUGUUUUCAAUAUGAAAUACAAAAUAUUUUUAGAAGUAAACGCAUUAAGACUCAUUAUUUAAUAUGGCUUUUGUUCCCACGGAUAUCAAAAAUCAGAAAAAAAAAAGUAGAAACAUAAUCACGAAGGAUAGGUGAAACCGAGGCUUGAGAUUAACUUCUUUUUCAUGAAACAUCUUCGUAUAACCGGCUCUGACUGAUUAUUGUGGCUUUACGUGGUUUUAGAAUUGGGUAGCAUCCGGUUUAUAGCUAAUCAUUUAAGAAAAAGUGGUCUAUGCUCUUCGCAGCUACCAACUCUAGUAUUAAUGUUCAGGAUUGUAGUUCCACUUUUCAUUUUUGUGCCGCGUUUUGCUAAAACGCUGCGAAGUAAUGUAUCUGAAUGAACCGCGUUACUGUUGGUUGACUUUUUGACGUGUUCAACUCGUUCGAGCGGCUUGCAAGAAGCGGAUGAAGCUGGUUAACGAACUCGUAGUGGGAAACGAACGAAGUAUGAUGGUCUAAGGGAGGCGAGGGCUUGUCUGGUUUUGAUAGGCAAACCACACGAAUCGUCUUCACUGGUAUUCUCGGCCUCGAUCGUCUUCGCAUUCCACGCACGCGGCUGUCUAUUGUGAAACCACUUGGCGCAAAUCCGUCCUUAGGUUCUUACUACUUCACGGCUUGGCUGCUUCUCAUUCCAAACUUGGUGACCGAGCUUCUCAUUCCAAACUUGGUGUAGUCCGUCAAUCUUUCGAGAAACCUAGACAUCACUGUCAAACAUGGGCAAAAUAUUUUUUUGCUUUAGUCGUUACUUUGAAGUUUUCGAUAUUGUUCUUUUCGAGAAAUUUUCACAGGAAUCCCAAAUCGAAAUUUACUAUCGUUAUAAAUAGACCCCUCAAUGUUGUAAUGUAUCAAUGAGUGACUGGAAACUUGUAUCUUGCAAACUCCAACUUUUUCACUGUUGAGCUUCAAAUAGCCACAGACACCUUUGAAGAGCUGAGCUGGUCUGCAGUUCGCCAUGCUUCCUCAGCGACUCGAGAUCUGAGAUUUUGGCAUGAUCUCAGUUUCCACAGUCGAAAGAAGUUAUAGACGACUUCACCGCAGUCGUAUGUCAACGAAAGCACCGUACGCAGAUGCGUUAUAUAUGUACAUGUUUUGCGAGUUUGUUGUAGCCUCCCACCAAUCGCAUUUUUCUCUUCACCAACGCUUUUUGCGAUCCGGGGGUGGGGCCGGUUUCGUUUGAACAUUUGUUUUUCGAGCAUUCAUCCGCCUGCUUCUAUCCAUCUAUCUCUGUCCGUGAUGUCUCUUCGGUGUGUGUAUUCUCGGCCGUUCAACCGAAGAAUAAGCGUGUGCCAACUGUUUUGAUUAAGUUUCGAGCCCACUGACCACAAUUCUCGGUUUUUUCUGGCUCCGCUGACCACCUGUCGUUUUUGAAAUUGAUUAGUCAAAAAAACUUCCUCUUUCCGUUUUAAAACGAAAUUUCAAUCUCAGUGGCCUCUAGGCAUUACCAGAAAGAUAACCUUUUUUCAAUUCUAUAUCAGUUCUUUAGACGUCAACUUCUCAUCAAAGUUAAUUCAAUACCGCAACAACAUUCUGAAGCAUUUUAGUGUGGGAACUGAAAAGUUUUCCCAUAGCAAAACUUUGAUUUCUACUUUAUUUUCUUUUUAACACAGUCUUUCAAGUCUUUUCCAGAGCCGUGUGAGAAUUUUCGGCUCACAUGAAACUUAAACAGUCAAACCCACGCUGUUAAAAUUUUUCAUUUCAAGUCGCACGAAAAUACUUACUUUUUUUUUUCAAAAAUAAAUGCUUGUACAUAUUUCACUAUAUGCAUAUCUCUGUUGCAGCCUUCGUUAUCAGUUUGCUCCGCAAUUCGCAAAAUGAUAUGGCUUUUCAUUAAAAGUAUAUUUGCACUUCUAAUCUGCCGUUGAAGUAAUAGGGAAUCCGAUUCGAAGGUGACUUUGCCGAACAGAAUAGAAUCCUUUUCGAGAGAAUCUCUUUAUGAAAAUUCGCAACGGUGUCUGGUAGGAGAGGAGUACGCAAUUGUCCCAUGCAAGCUAAUAAUAAGCGUUAAUCCGAGGACUAUUGCCGAGGUAUAAUCUCCAUCCCCAUCAGUUCAUCGCUCACAUUCCUCAUAAUCAUCUCCGUCUCACGUACAACAAGGCGCGUUUAAGUGAAUUUCGCACAAAUCCCUUUUUUCGUUGAGUUGCUCGCGUGGCCUACUGUAGGAUCUACGAAAGGCGCCAAUUUUGUCACAAUUUUUCUUCAAUUAUGAUGUGGGUUGAUAGCAUCGAGUACGGUCACGCCUACAACCCCAAACUUUUCCGCUCAUCGCCUUCCAUUUCCAGUUCCGUUUCUUCUUUUUUUUUGUUUGGUUCGUGUUUGUUGAAUUUUGUCCCUGUUGGUCUCUAAUCUAAUAUGUUGACCAGCAAAAUUUACUUUCACUGAACCUCAAAAUUUUGAAAAACGAACCACGUUUUUUUUGCGUGGCUCGAGUAAUAAGUUCUUUUUUGAAUUUCCAAAAGAAGAUUGAAUUUCAAGAAGCGGUUUUUUGAACCAAUGAUUGAAAAGCUGCAAAAUUGGAAUAUAGUCUAUUUUUUCUGUUUUUUCGUUUUUUUGUUUCGGAAAUCUCAAUUAGAAUUUUUUAAAGUCAGUUCAUUUUUCUUCUCUCUUCUCGUCACGACAGAAACUGUCUUCAUGCGAUAUAAACUAAUGAUUUGUUUUGGAAGUGCUUAAAUUUUGAAGCCUUUGAAGGUUACAUCCGGAAAAUCCAAAUAUAAGUGCGGCGUAAUAUUGAAAUAUUCUUUUUUUCAUAGUUUCUAAGAUAAAAGGUUUCAGACAGUCGACGAGAGGCGUUUGGCGGAGUUGAUCGGUGCUUUUUGAUGCAGUCGACGAUCGCCAUGUCCAUCGACGCGGUAGGUUUCAGUGAUUGGAAAAGAAAGUGUAAAGUGAACAAGUGGCUGGAUUUCCAAAAUUGGUCGGUUUCGCGCUGCGGAUGUAUUUAAAAUUUCGCACUUGCGCCCGUUGCAAGCAAAUCGCAGGAAGCGAUUUACUCGAUUAAACAGGCCGUUGCGACAUGAAAUUUCGGAUUUGCGGCAGUUUUUCCAGUCUGAGAUUGAAAUAAAGCUGAGCUGCUUUUUUCUUACUUAUUCCUUUUUCUCGGAUUUCGAAGAUAGAUAAUUCAAUGAGCAACCAUAGUACAUGUUUAUCGGACUUGGAGGAGAUCGAAAAAAAAAGAAAAUGAAAAAUUGUUUUUGCAACGUCGGUGUGUAACAGGGUUAAGCGACAACCUGCAAUUUUGAUCAGUUUCUAUUUUCUGUGAAAUUCUUCAUUUAUUUCAUUUUCUUCAUCGGUAGUUUUCAUAUGAGACAAUGAAACAUAUGUAUAAAAGAUCGGAGGCUUCUUUUUGAGAAUAUUUUGAAAAAAUUUCGAAAGUUUACGAAGUUAACUUGGGGAAAGUUUUGCGAGGGAAUUUAAGCAUAUAAUUGGAAGUAAGCCUUGAAAGGCCAGAGUUUCUGGAAUCCCAUUUCCGCAAGUUCCGUUGUGUAUGAAGUUGAUGAUUUAAGUGAUUCAAAAAAGAGGUGCGAGAAAGUGACAAAUGAUUUGUGUAUGCAAGACGAAAUUCCGAGAGAGAGAAUCAAAGUUUUCUUUUCUCAGGCAAACGGUCCUCAAGAACUGUUCAAGCAGCUGAGCAAGGGUGGCGCCCUUCUGGGAGGCGGAAGUCCGUCUUCGCUUGCCUCAUCUGGAGCCCCGUCGUCGUCGAGUUGCGCCAACGACGCAAACUCGGCGGAAGACAAAAACUCGGCCGCCUCCGACAACGCCAAUUCCUGGUUCAACGCCUUCACCAUGCCCAGGACCAACCAGAGGUGUUCUAUCGAAGAGUUUCCUGUUUUCAACUUUUCAUUCCAGGCAGCCGCAGAUGAACGACUUCAUCGAGCAGCUUGGCCUUCAGAACGUCGGUUCUCAGUCGCAGAUCAUGGAUGCUUUGGGCAUCAAUGGCAACUUCUUGAACGCGUUGGCUUCUUUCAGUUCGCAGGUAAGGAUACAUGAAAUCUGAAUUUUAUGAGUAAACAUUCUGGAUACUCAAAUACUCGAAUUUAUUGCUCAUUUUUCUUUUUACUGCUACAAAAUUUUUAAAAAGACAUGAAAAUGCGAAAAAUUUUUAAAUUUGGACUAAAAAAUUUUUCCUUUCGCUUCUGCGUUGUUUUUUUUACGGUUUUGUGAUUGCCAGUGCCUUCUAAAAAUUGAAUACUCAAGACGACUUACGGUUCAGACUCGCGGACUUCAAAAAUAAUCGAUCUUUUUUUUUUUGAAAAGCCAUUUUUGAACAAAUUAAAGGUUUCAAAAUUGUCCAAAUAACUCAGAAAAUCUUACAAGCUGUUCAAAAAUAGAACGAGAUUCAAAAAAUUUGGCAAAAAGUUGAAAAUAUUCCAGUAGAAGGUCUGUUUGAGUGACCUCCAAAUAAGAGGAAAGUUUUCAGAACGAGCCAGAAUCAAUAGAAGAGUCAACGAAUCAGCUUUUGCGAAUGAUGAACUCGAAGCCCGAGUCAGCAGAACUGAGCCAACCGAAGUCGUCCGUACCCUCGUCACUGGCCUCACUUCUGACGCCGACGACGUCUUCUGCCGCUGCCGCCACGUCUUCUGAACGGACGACGCCGCCGACGCACGCCUCCGUCAUCGUCAACACCCCGGCGAACCAACGAGAGUCGUCGGCUGGCACGCCACCUGCCAAGAAACACAAGAACUCUGAGGACUCCGAUUUCAUGAAGUGAGUUUGGUUUUUGAUUUGGUUCGAGACUGUGUAAUUAGUGGUGAAAAGGGUAUUUGUUGAAACUUCUUCUCUUUCGCGCCACGAUUGAUAAGAAGCGACCGUCAUUUCAUAGCACGAGGAAUUUGAUAUUUUCCGUUUUGGAAACGAAUCGAAAUGAAAAAUUGGUUGGCGUGUCUUCGAGAGAUGACCAGAGAGAACUGUAGUUCACGUAUAGGCUUGUGCAGAAAGGAGACGUCGGUGGGUAGAAAGACGAGUUUCGAAAUCGCGACUGUGGGUUUCGAUUCGUGAAUUGCGGCUGCAAAAGAUCGAAAAGCGACUUGGUAGAAGUGAAACGUUCGUUUGGAGACGUCACUUGCCGCGCCAAAUCUUCUCACGGACUAUUUUUAUUGGGUCUCUUGUCAUGACAAAUUAUCUUUCCACUAUCCGCACUUUUAUGAGUUCAAUCAAUCUUUUUUUUGCUUCCGCCAUAGGUCCAACCGAAUGGAAGAUGAAAAAUGGCAUUUUAGCUCUGCUGAGAUUGCGAAGUGAAAGUCCAAACAAGUUGGCGAGUCAAAGGCAUUUUUCGAAUUUUGAUUCAGCUUUGAAAUAAUAGAACUAGUUCAGGUUAGCUUUUGAAAGAGUGGAUAAAUAGGGAAAUGAAACAUAAGGCACUAUUCAGUGAGUCUUGAGUAGAUGGACAUCAUUCAAUCUUGCAGAACUUUCAAAGUUUUGGAGCAGUUUCCGAAAUUUUAAUGGGAGGUUGACUGAUUCAACAAAUAUCGUCCCACUUUCAGUUGAACCAGAAUUGCUUAACUUAACAUGCUCGGCUUCCAGAAAGCGUUAGAAAGUAUUUUGUUGAAAAUCUGCCAAUCCGAAUUGAAAAUUCACACAGUUUAUCUGCGCCAGUUCUAGAACUCUGCACUUUUUCCCAAACAAUGUGAAAAAUAUGUAUACGUUCAGCGAUCACUACGCUUGACUUGACUAUUUUAGCCUGCUCGUAAAAAAAAAGUCGGCGCGUGAGAGGCAAUCUUCAAACAAAAAAAAAAGUCGCACGGGUUUUUAAGAACUCGAUAAAAAGGCAAGGUUUUGUAGUUGUAUUGGCUGUUCGAAUUCGCAAAUCUGAGUUGCGAUUAUAGAGAGGGAGAAAGGGGCGCAUGGCAACAUGAGGACGUCGUGGGAACACAUUUUCCGUUUUGCAGGUCCGCUAUCGAUAACCUUUUCCGAGUGCAAAUGACCGCGUUAAAUGGAGCGAUGCCGACGCCUGGCGAAGGCACGACGAAUUGCGACGAAUGCGGACGCGAGUUCCUCAACGCCCUCGCCAUGCUCACCCACAAGGCCCAGGAACACACGACCGCCGGAGAAGUCGCGUACGUUUUGCUCUGCUGCGAGGCGAAAGCAAGUCUGAGCUUUGCAGAGGCGAAGAGAACGGCCAGAUCAGAUGCUCCGAGUGCGACAAAGACUUUGAAAACGUGGCCUACCUCGAGCAGCACCGCAUCACUCAUCACCUGUCUUCCCAGAGGUUUGUUCCAACUCCCGCCCUCUCUUCACACUCUCUUCAGUGCCACCGACUUCAGGAUAUUCAACGGUCUGUUCCCGCAGUCGCUCGGCCACUUGCCCUUCAUGCUCCAGUCGCCGAUUCAUCAACAGUUCGGACUUCCGCCGGACCUCGACUCGCCUCUUUCCGCUCUUUCCACUGUUCGUUCCCACGUCUUGAUGGCCUCAUCUCUCUUUUUUUCAGCCCAAACAGGGCGGCGCAGUCAAACGGCAGUACUCAUCCAAUGGAAAGAACUACUGCGACCUUUGCAAUAAGGAGGUUCGUCAAUUUGCAUCAAUUUUCAUUACAUUAGGCUGUGAGUUCAGAAGAAAAAAAGCUGUCAUGAAAGGCCAAAAAAAUGUCUUUAGAGACAGAAAUUUUAUUUUUUUAUUUAUUACAGAAUUGUUGGAAACUUUAUGAUAGACUCACGUGAUCUGCUCCCAACUAAAACCCACGAAACAAAGUUUUAAUUGAAACUCCAAGAAAAAAACGUUUUUGUUUUGUUUUUAUUCUUCCACUUAAAAAUUCGAAGACGCCUCGAAAUUCGCAAAAGACGUUGUUGUUGAGUUCGCAAAAAUUUGAAUGUCUGAUUUAUCUUCCUCUCAUUUUUUUUCUUGUCGACAAAUUCAUCAAAAAAGAUGAAAUAACGUGUAAAAACGAGCGCCGUUCAUCACUUUUACAAGUCAUUUUGGGAUAAAAAAUUUUGUUUGAAAAGUUUUCUCCAAAAAGACUCUCAGUUUUCCCCGAGUUCUCUCAUGAACCAACUUCACAGGUGUGCAACAAAUACUUCCUGCGGACACAUAUGCUCAAAAUGCACGGAAUCGUGAUCGACGAGAACAAGACGGUCAUCGCCAACAUCGAUACUCUCGAGCGCGAACGCAUGGGCUCUCUUUCGUUCAGGUGAGGAGGCGAGUCCAAACCCCGAUCUCAACACCGUUUCUAGAUGCGACACCUGCUUCAACGAGUUCAAAUCGCGUCAGCAACUGAGGCAGCACAAACAGGACGCCCAUGGAGUGGCGCCGAUCUCGACGCCGUCCAACCGAGGCUCCGCUCCGAAGUCGGUGCCCACGACUCCCAACAUUCUGUCGACAAACGGCUCCUCCAACAACCUGACCAGCAACCUCAUGGAGGUGCGACUUUCUUUCUUAGUGUCUGUUAAAACGGAACCAAUCUGUUAAAAUAAGUUUCAUAAAGGGCGAAUGAUAUAUUUCAACGGAGAAAUCUAAUGAUAAUCAGAAAAGAGUAAAAAGUAAUCUGGAGCAGGUGGUGUUAAAUGCGCGAAGUAAACAUGCAGCCUUGUUAAACUCUUUUUGAAAGAGAGAAUUAUGAAAUUAAAAACCAAACGGGAUCAGUAAAAACAACUUUUGAGAAGGUUGAUGCUAAUUGGUUCACAAUAUCAAAUUCUGGUUCAUUCGCAAAAGAUGUUGUUGUGACUCGCCACUCAAACUUUAAUGAUUCACGCAUUAGAGAAGAUGAUAUCUGAAGUUUAUCAAUUAUUCAGCCACGAUCUGAAUUUAAGAAUUGAGUAUUCUGAAUUUCUUUUUCUUCAGGAAAAGUGUCACUUGUGCGACAAAAGAGUGCCUGCGAUCAUGCUGCCGAUGCACAUCCAGCAGGACCACAUGAACGCCCUCACCACGGACCUCAACCAGGUCAUGGCGCUCUUCAACCAGGCCUCUCGAACUCCCCGAGAGCCCGAGGAGCGCAAGAGCGAGUCCGAGCGCGGCGUCUACCGCUGCGGCUACUGCCAAUACAUCACCAAGGACCUCCGCAACUUCGAAAUGCACCAGGAGCGUCAUGAACGUAUGAACGAGGUGAGGACUCCUGUUAACAACUUUCCGAAGAGAAACUUUUUCAGGCGAAGCGUAGAUCAAGUGACGACGACGAAGACGAAGUUUUAAAACUAACGACGGAGGCAGCACUGAAGAUGGUGGCCGGCAACCAGGUUCGUUCAGAGUGAAGAGAGAAUAACCCACGACUCGGGCUGCAGAUGGACAACGUCGACCAUCCGAUGGAUGCGUCACAGGCCGUUCUCAACCUCAGUCUGCACAAGGUUCCGGAACUUUCCAAGAAAGAAUCGACUAACGAAGAAGAGAAGGUCGUCGCACAUGAGAGAAAUAGCCACACGGUUGGUCUGGACAGCGGGAGUCUCAUCCGAAGAAGUUUUCAGAGCGGCUCGAUUUCUCCGUCUGGUGAAUCUUUGCCCGAAGGCUUUGGCAAAGCGAUCGGCACGGAAAAACCAUACAUGGUGCAGUCGUUCGUCAUCCGCAGCAACGACGAGAAAGGUUCUUCGUCCAUCUUUUUAUAAGAAGAAAAACUUUUUGCCUGCCUUUCCUUUGUCAAUUUUCCGAAAUAACUUCUUUUUUUUCUAUCUCAAUCAUACUGAAGUUCAAAAAGAGGAUAUCAAGUUAUCAAUAGAGAAUUCGCAAAUGAUUUCCUAAAGUCUCCUAUUUCCAGGAGCGUUCCUGGGAGAGUUCCUCGCGCAUCUGCCAGUUAGAAAUCUGGUGGACGGACCACGUCAAGUCGUCUUCGAGCUGCACCCGGCUCCUUCGGCCUCCAUGUGA